AUGAAUUCAUACAAGAACUUGAGUGAUGAGUCUGAUGAUUCUGAUGACGAUUAUAUUAAAAGGAGAAGAAGGGAAAAAUAUGCUAGUGAUGAAGAGGAAAAACCGAUGAGAGAUCAUAAUAAUACUCGUAGGGAGUCUCCAAAUAGACAACCAAGACAACAACAAAAACAUCAUCAACAACCUCCAAAUUCUCCAUCAUCAAAUUACCAAAAGAGAAAAAGAGGUGAUGACGAUCAUGUCGAUUCUCCAUCAAAUGAAUCCUCUCAAAAAAAGAAAAAGACUGACGAUGAUUGGGACUAUGAAUCAGAUCCAAGACAAAAGAUUAUUCAUCAAAUUAUUUCAAUUUGCGAGUUUAAACCAAGUGAUGAAUUAUACGAAAAAUUGAAAGAAGUCUCUACUCGUAUUACUACAGAUCUGGAGGAUGAUUAUCAAACUAAUAUCACUACUAUUUCAGAUAUCCUCAUGCAAUGUGUUGCUGAUUUCCCUGUCAAGUCAUCUUUAUAUGCAAUUGUAAUUGCUCUUAUUAAUAACAAAUUACCAAAAUUUGGAGAGCUUUUGGUUAGUUUAACUGUGGAACAUGUCAUUCAAAGCCAUAAUAACAAUGAUUGGAUUCGUGUUAAAUCACUCCUAAGAUUUAUUUGUGAAUUGAUGCAUUUCAAAGUUGUUGCUGAAUCUGACAUUUAUCAGAUCUUUGAUACAUUUAUUGACUUGUCGGUCAAGAAUGCAGAAACUUUAAUUGGAAUGAAUUACAUGUAUGUCAUAUUAGGAGCUCUUCCUUGGGGUAUUGAGGCAUUCAAAGAAAAUUCUAUUUAUUUAUCCGAUAUUUCAUCCAAACUAACAAAAUACUUUGAAGUAUACAAUCAAAACGAUUUUGGAUUAUAUCAAGUUUACAAAGGUCAAAAAGACUGCUUGGGAGCAAUGUGGGAUCAAUUCAAGUAUUUCCUGUCUAACCAAACAGAAACAAAGGUAAUCAAGAGUUUAUUGAGAGCUCAUAUAAAUGUUACUGAAUCAGAUUUGAGCGAUGGAAGAGCACACAAGCUUGAAAUACCUGCUGGUUCUUUAAAUGAUGUAGCAACUAAGGACACUGAUUUUUCUAAGGGUUAUUUAUUUAAAUCAAGACUAGGACUUUAUGAAUCUAUGAUACCAAACUCACUUCAUUUACUUUCACCAAUUGAUAGAUUAGUAGUGGAGGAGUAUAUAUCAGAUUUUCUUUAUUUCUUUAAUGGAUCUCACAGAGAUUGUGUUAAUCGUUUAUAUAUAUGGGCUGGAGAUCUUGCUACUUUGGCUUUCAAGAAGGAUACCUCAGUUUCCUCUCCAAAGAGCAUGGAAGAAAAAGAACUUGCUAUUUUAAACGAUUUAGAUCCAAGUGGUGAAUAUUUCCAACAUAUGGCUAUGGAUAUUAUUCUAGGUGCUAUGUGUUGUCUUCCUGCUCCACCUGUUAAAAUUCAUUUCUACAAUGUAGUUGUAAUAGGAUUGUGCUUGCAGAAAUGUACUAAGGAUAAUUUUUCAAGAGAAAUUGUCAAAAAGUACAUUAAUUAUGUAUUUGAAAAUAUUGAUGAUUUUGAUGAUGAAUGUUGUAUGCAAAGAUUUACAUCUUUAAUGUCCUAUUAUUUGAGUCAAUUCGAUUGUAAAUGGUCUUGGGAUAAGUGGUCAUUCAUUUUCAAUGAUCCAGAUUCAUCAACCAAUAAGAGAAGGGAGCAAUUUAUAAGAUUGGUACUCCAAAAAACCUUGCAUGUGACUUACAUGAAUAAGGUCAAAAGAUCUAUUAAAGGAUCUUCAAACUUGACAGAAGAUAAGUUUGAUGAUGAUUCUAGAUAUAAUGAGGACGAAGAUUUGACUGAUGUACCUUUUGCUAAAUUCUUACCAUACUCACCAGAUGCUACAUUUAAGUAUACUCCAGAUAGUCCUUAUCACGCUGACGCUACUAAAUUACUUGAUGCAAUCAAGGGUAAGAAGAAGGAUAACACAGAAGUUAUAGAGCUCUUCUCUACUUUAGACUGUAAAGAUGAUAAGAUACUUUUACUGGAUAUUUUCAUUAGUUGUAUUUUAUCUAAUCAAAAGAAUCUUACUGAAUUCAGUGAUUUACUGACAUACUAUAAGGAAGCUAUUUCACAACUCAUGGAUUUUGAUGUUUUACCUCAAAGAGUGAAUAUUAUUAGAUGUCUUUGGAGGUAUUGGCACAAGUCUCCACAAAGAAUUAUUCUUUUAAUGAAGAAGUUACUUCUCCAACAUGACAUCAUUUCCUGUCAGAGCUUGGCAAAUUAUUUGUUUACCGAUAACGAACUAUUGUUUUCAUAUGGUUAUUCAUGGGAUAUUCUUAAAUCAUGUUUGGACACUCAAAUAACUAGAGCUUUAAGAGCUUUCGAAUAUGGUGAUGAUUCCACAAGCACAAGUGAUACAGUACCAAAGAUAAAGAAGGAUAAUCAACCAUCAGAUCAUUUUGAUCUCGAUAAGGCUGUUAAAGGUUUGGAUUCCAUGUUUUUUAAAAUGCUACUUGGAGAAAUACGUGAAACUGUCUACAUUAUUACUAGGCUCUUGACAGAAAAACUUCUCACCUAUGAUAAUGUCAAAAGUUGGGAAUUUAAUCACUUGUACGGAUUAUUGAAAGAAGUUGCAAGACUUUACCAAGUCUAUGUUAAGGAUUUACAGGGUUAUGUGGAGUCAAUUCUUUCAGAAUCAAGCAAUACCAUUGUCAAGGAACACUUGCUUUCACUCUUCAAGGGUUUGAACUUUUUCAAACAUACUAGUGUGUUUGUUCCAGCUGGUUCAAAGGCAACCACCCCAAGAUAUGAGAGAAGAUUUGAUCCAAUUCUUCAAACCAAGAAUUAUACCAUAUUGGAUACUAGACAUUCCAUUCAUGAUUUAUUAAUCCAAGAAAUUCAACGAGUGGAAAAUGAAAUUCCUGUAAUUAUUACCAAAGACCACCCAUUGUGUUCACUUCUCCUUCCUCCACUUUCUGACACAAAGAAACCAGAAACUGUUGAUGAGGAAAUGAAAAAUAACCAAACAACUAGUGGAGAGCAGCAAUAAAUUUGGCGCCAUAUUUUU
Naegleria gruberi is the source of this 3048-nucleotide messenger RNA. RefSeq names its product cap binding protein with MIF4G domain. The transcript has 2 exons. The coding region runs from base 1 to 3030 and encodes 1009 amino acids. Gene Ontology annotation, molecular function: RNA cap binding; mRNA binding; protein binding. Lineage: Eukaryota; Heterolobosea; Eutetramitea; Acrasida; Naegleriidae. Gene Ontology annotation, cellular component: nuclear cap binding complex; nucleus. Gene Ontology annotation, biological process: mRNA export from nucleus; nuclear-transcribed mRNA catabolic process, nonsense-mediated decay. The record is from RefSeq and is a predicted model, not a curated record.